Messenger RNA from Penicillium paradoxum, 1839 nucleotides. RefSeq names its product fungal specific transcription factor domain-containing protein. NCBI's taxonomy places the organism in Eukaryota, Fungi, Ascomycota, Eurotiomycetes, Eurotiales, Aspergillaceae. Gene Ontology annotation, molecular function: DNA binding; zinc ion binding. Gene Ontology annotation, biological process: DNA-templated transcription. The transcript has 3 exons. The record is from RefSeq and is a predicted model, not a curated record. The coding region runs from base 1 to 1839 and encodes 612 amino acids.
AUGAACGGGAACGGAGAACCCAGUGCCCCCAAACGACACCGGAGAGACAAAUACAUCUCCCGUGCAUGGUCAACGAACUUGGACGGUAUUGGUGACGUACAAGAAUCUGAACCCUUCGACAGGCCAGGAUAUGUGAACACACCUUUCAGUGCCCCAUCGACGAGGCCCAGUCUGUACAGAUCUAUCGGAUCAGAUCCCAAUCGCACAUCUCUGCGGUCGCGAAUAUUAGACGCUCGGGCCCUCUUUAGAGGCAGCGAGGACAUAAGGUCAGACCGAGAAGAAGCGCACCGUGGAGAAACUCACUCGAUCGAAUUGCCUGCUUUUUGUGAAAUCGAAGAAUCCCUACGUGCUUAUUUUGAGAACUCGGCAAAGCAAUAUCCCGCCAUCCAUCCUACAAAUACCAUCUCUCGCAUACACGAGAUACUGGAGUGCUUGCAAUAUCCCUUGUCUGGUUCAAAGAUUGAUAUUGACCAUGUCGCUGCCCCGACUAUAGCAUUGCUGUGCAUCAUAAUUGCCAUUGCCAGGAUCGGCGGCAAAGGCACGACACAUUCCAGCGCUGAUCGCUCUUUGGUCUUCAGGAAUCAUGCACGCAACCUACUCCAAAGCUUUGAAUUUACGCCCCCAAACCUGGAAGUUCUUCGAUGCUACACUCUGAUCACCACGUAUCUUCUGCACAUGAACUUUUUGGAUCUUGCUCAGCAGUCUAUCGCUGUGACGGUCCGGCUAGCAAUGACGCUUCGACUUCAUCGACAGUCCCCACUUCCUAGACAAGGAAGUGACUCCUAUGACCGGAAUUUGUGGUGGACUAUUUACAUACUGGAUCGCGAUAUCGCUUGUCUUGGGGGAAUACCCUUCCUCGUCAGAGACGAGGAAAUCGACGCGCCGCGACCGACACAGGAAGGCCAUUCUGAAAGAUUCUCUAGUGUGACAUAUAUCACACACGCAUGCCAGUUUGACGAGCAGGAUGAACCAGAAGAGAAAAGUUUGAAUCGAGAUGCCAUGUACUUGGAGGUUCUAGCCCAUCUGGGUCGCCUGUGGGGUCGCAUUUGGGGUGAUCUACUUACCAAUAUCUCGGAAUCGGACUGUCAAUGGCAAAACGCAGAACUUUUGGAUGCUCAAAUUCGCAUAUUCCAGCAACAACUGUCACCGAAAUUUACGUGGAAAAGACCAUCAAGCCUGGAGCGAGGUGUAGAAGAGGAGGAACCAGCCAUGAUGCAGCGACAGCUGAUUAUCCUCAUGCGCAUCAAUACACUACGACUGCUGAUUCGACGAAAUCCCGCAUCGAACUGCACAUGUCUAGAUCGUAAAGGCUCUCACAGCGGUGGUGCAGCCAUCUCAGCGCAAACAAUUGAAGCAAUAUUAGGCUUGAGCGCACGUCAUGAAGAGCUUGUGCAAAUUGGGCAUCAAAUCAGCAUCACUCUCGUCCAAUGCAUACUAUACUUGGUGCACAUCGUCGGCGAGUCGAACGACACAAGUGGGACGGAAUCUGCCUCUGCUUCCGUGGUUUCAGCAUAUCAGAUACUGAUCACUCUUUCUGAACGCUGCAUAUCUGCAAAGGAGGCACUCGAGACACUUGAUGCAGCGCUUUUCCACAACGAUGCGGGCUCGACUCGGGGCCACGCACCUCAUCAUACAACUGCAACUCUGCCACGACAAAAUGGCGAGGAUCGAAAUGGCCUGAAUUUAAACCACACACAAGGUCUGGUGAAGACAGGGAAGCAAUAUGAGGCCGCAACCUCAACCAAGAAAGUUCCCCGUCCAAAUGGGCUUUUUGAUUGUUUGCAACAAAGGUACGAGAGCUUGGAUAGCUUGGUACAAAAUACAUUGCCCAAGCCAUGA